Myzus persicae (green peach aphid) is the source of this 1960-nucleotide messenger RNA. RefSeq lists its product as uncharacterized. Gene Ontology annotation, biological process: sensory perception of taste. Gene Ontology annotation, cellular component: membrane. The coding region runs from base 1190 to 1960 and encodes 256 amino acids. The transcript has 3 exons. The record is from RefSeq and is a predicted model, not a curated record. Lineage: Eukaryota; Metazoa; Arthropoda; Insecta; Hemiptera; Aphididae.
AUGAAUUUAUUAUAACCUCUAAUACAGCUGUUUACGUUGAAAAAAUAAAUUAAUAUGCAAUCAGCGUUAUGCUGAAUCAAUUUAACUGUCGUUAAUAAUAUUUUGUAAUCAAAUAGAGUCAUUUUUCCCUUUCACGAUUACCAUACUAAAAUGUCUGCAGGUUUAAAUAAUAAAUAUUUUUUCUUCAGUACUUAGUAGACAACAUACCUACUAAAAUGACGACUGAUUAUAUAGCAACUCUCAAGCCUGUUUUCAUUUUAGGCAAGAUUUUUGGUUUAAUUAAUAUAUCUUAUACAUUUGAAACUACAGGAUUAAUAAUCCUAACAAAUUCAUCAUAUUAUUCGUGUCUUGAAUUAACUCGGACGCUUUUGUUAGUAAUAUCUACCAUUAUCGUUUAUAAUGCGAAAGGGAUUUAUUACAUACAACGAUUCCGCUUAGUUAAAUUUUGGAUUGUCAUUAUAGCUUCAAGAUUAUCUCAAAUAUGGAUAAUAAAGUAAGAGAACACUUCAAAAUUUACAUUGAAAAUUAUAACCAUUAUGAAUUUAACUCACUUGAGUGGCUUAAAAACAUUAAAUUGUGAAAGUGUACACAUUUCAUUGGUUAUUAUUAAUUAUUUAUACGGUGAAAGCUCCACUAACAGAACCUCUAAAUAAAGGACCUUUGUUUGGGUACCAAUUAAAAACUUUUUACAACUUGAACCGUCUAAUUAGUUGACAACAUUUCAACGACCAAGAGUGUCAAGUUUUUACAAGUUUUACCUUAAUAUUCUAGAUUUUCUAAAACCUACAAUUUUUUUAGUUGACCAACAAAAAAAAAUGUAAGCAUACAUAAUUUUUUGUAUGUUAUCAUUAUCCAAAUGUCCUGAAAAAAAUGUAUUAUAACAUCAUAAUGGAACAUCAUACAUUUUGUUACUCAGAUUUUUCCAUCGCUGUUUGGUUCUUUGGUUCAAGGUAGGAGAAACUUUUUCUUCGGUAAUUUUCUUUCUCAAAAUCAUAAAAUCAGAACAAAACAAAAACUGAAACACACGGCACAUUGAUUAAAAAAAUGCUACGUUGUAUCAAUGUAAACUUCUCGACAAUCAACCUACGCUUGAAAAUUAAAAUACCUAAUUAAAUUGUAUUCUUUUUCUAGGUUGUCUAAUGAUCUCGUACAUUACGAUCGAAAAGUCGCAUUGCUUUCGGGGGCAUUCAUGGUUAAACAUCGUCAAUUAGAUAAAAAGAGUUGUAAUGUCAUUUUAUUUGCUUUAUUCAUUUACUGGGUUGCAUUUACGGCCAUGCAAUCAUACAUUUGGAGUCCGAUGCAUAUCGACUAUAAUAUUGUCUUUAUAAACAUAUUCAAUGAACCGUAUAUUGUGGAUUAUGUGGUUAUGAUUUUCACGUGUUUUCAUCUCAUCAACAUAGAAAAUAGAUUUCAGACAUUAAAUGAUUUCUGGCAGUGUCUCCCUGCCGGGUUGGUUCCCAUUCGCGAAGAAUGGGCACAUUCGGAAGUAACAAUGUUAGUGGAAAGCAUCAGAUUAUUGCAUGCAGACCUAAGUACAAUAUUACAAUUAUUUAAUAAUAGUUACGGUCCAUUGCUUUUAGGCUUCUUUGUAUGCAACUUCGUAGAUUUUACGUACAUCAUUUAUUUAAUGAUUUAUCAUGAGUUCGCUUUAUCAAACAUAAGUUUAAUUCAAAACAUUAUACAAUAUAUUCCAUUACACAUAGUUCACCUACAAAUCAUAGUUUUUUUUAUGUCCAUAAUGGUUGCUGCAUCUCGGAUAACUGAUAAGAAGUAUAAAAUAAUAUCAUUUUUAAGAUUGAUCCGGAUUUCAAAGUUACCAGUUGACCUAAAAAAUCAAGUUAAAAUGUUUAUGAACCAAGCACCAGCAUUAGAAACCAAUGAUAUACAUACAUGGGGAUUUUUUACUAUCAAUUUGAAUCUAGUCAUAUCAGUAAGUAUUUUAAAUGAUAUGCAGUAUUAG